Molecule: messenger RNA, 612 nt
Organism: Triticum turgidum subsp. durum (durum wheat)
Lineage: Eukaryota; Viridiplantae; Streptophyta; Magnoliopsida; Poales; Poaceae
Source: the annotation of a GenBank genome assembly
AUGCAACCACAAGGUCGUGCCCACAUCCUCACCCGAGCCUGCAUUGCUCUCACGCUCCUACUAACCACGGUAAACACCGCGUCGGGCCGCCGUCCCCCGCCCCCUACCCAUGGCUCCGGCCAGACCAUAACGCUCUACACCAUCGGAGCCGCACCACCAAAUGCCGGCGGCACCCCUUCCUCGAAACACCCCGCCUUCACCAGCCAAGGCCCGAUCGGCCACCCCGGCAGCUGGCUGCGCACCUUGACGCUGCCUGGAGCGCUUCGGCCUGGCACUGUGACCGUGAUUGACGAGCAGUUCCACGGCAAGAGAGAGUUUGGGCUGCCCUUGGCUGGGAAGCUGCAGGGCGUUCUUGUCACCAGCUUGGAUGAUAACAGCAGCCGUAUGGUGGCAGUGAAGGCCCUGUUCACCGGCGCUGGCGCAGAAGACAGCAUCAGGUUCUUCGGAGUCCAUCGUGAUGGCCAGGAGGAGUCUCAUGUCGCGGUGGUCGGAGGGACGGGAAGGUACGACGGCACCACCGGUUUCGCUGUUAUCAGAGCAGCGGAUGUACCUGAAACAAGCGGAAAUGUCAGCUUCAGCAGGAUUCUUAGUUUCAGUGUGCACCUCAAGUGA